This is a messenger RNA of Siniperca chuatsi (mandarin fish), 1882 nucleotides long. RefSeq names its product glucose-6-phosphate 1-dehydrogenase-like. The transcript is spliced from 12 exons. Gene Ontology annotation, cellular component: cytosol. Gene Ontology annotation, biological process: glucose metabolic process; pentose-phosphate shunt, oxidative branch. NCBI's taxonomy places the organism in Eukaryota, Metazoa, Chordata, Actinopteri, Centrarchiformes, Sinipercidae. The record is from RefSeq and is a predicted model, not a curated record. Gene Ontology annotation, molecular function: glucose-6-phosphate dehydrogenase activity; NADP binding. Bases 67 to 1623 code for a protein of 518 amino acids.
AUACUGUGUGUGCCAUGUAACCACUGGGAAAUGAGAGUGGCCACAGCAGGGAGAGACUGAGACCAGAUGGGUCAGAAGAUGAGCGCUGAGCCUUUGUCUCGGUCUGAGGUGUUUGGACAGUUCAGGAGGGAGCUCUAUGGAGAGGAUCAGUCCAGUCACUCCAACACACACAUAUUCAUCAUCCUGGGAGCCUCUGGGGAUCUCGCAAAAAAGAAGAUCUAUCCAACUUUAUGGUGGUUAUUCAGAGAUGGCCUGCUCCCAGAUGACACCUACUUUGUGGGUUUUGCCCGGUCUAACCUGACCGUGGAGGACAUCAAGACAGCAUGUCUGCCUCAUAUGAAGGUCACUGAUGAAGAGACUGAGUGUCUCUCAGCCUUCUUCAAUAAGAACUCCUACCUUAGAGGCGGGUAUGACGACGACAGCUCUUUCACUCAACUCAACGCUCGCCUGUCAUCUCUGCCUGGGGGAACUGACGCCAACAGACUCUUCUACCUGGCUCUGCCACCCACUGUCUACCACCAUGUCAGCACAAACAUCAGAACCCACUGCAUGAGCCGCAAAGGCUGGAACAGGGUAAUUGUUGAAAAGCCCUUUGGCCGUGACUUCCAGAGCUCACAGGAGCUGUCAGCCCACCUGUCCUCCCUGUUCACAGAGGACCAGAUCUACCGCAUAGACCACUACCUGGGCAAAGAGAUGGUCCAGAACCUCAUGGUGCUCAGGUUUGGAAAUCGCAUCUUUGGACCAAUAUGGAACAGGAACAGUGUGGCCUGUGUGGUCCUCACCUUCAAGGAGCCUUUUGGCACUCAGGGCCGUGGAGGAUACUUUGAUGACUUCGGUAUUAUUCGAGAUGUCAUGCAGAACCAUCUCCUCCAGAUGCUCUGUUUGGUCGCCAUGGAGAAACCUGCUUCCACCAACCCAGAUGAUGUGAGGGACGAGAAGGUGAAGGUGUUGAAGUGUAUAGCUCCUGUUCCUGUGUCCGAUGUGGUUCUCGGCCAGUACGUGGGGGACCCUGAGGAGGAGGGCCACUCCAAGCUGGGUUACCUUGACGACCCCACUGUACCAGAAGGCUCCUGCACACCAACAUUUGCCACCGCAGUGCUCUAUGUCCAGAAUGAAAGAUGGGAUGGAGUUCCUUUCAUCCUCCGCUGUGGUAAAGCUCUGAAUGAGCGGAAGGCAGAAGUGCGUCUGCAGUUCACUGACGUGCCAGGAGACAUCUUUGGCGAACGCUGUCAAAGGAACGAGCUGGUGGUGCGGGUGCAGCCAGACGAAGCCAUUUACCUGAAGAUGAUGACCAAGAGGCCUGGGGUUUACUUCAGCCCAGAGGAGACUGAGCUGGACCUCACCUACAGGAGCAGAUACAAGAAUGUGAAGCUCCCAGAUGCAUAUGAGAGGCUGAUACUGGAUGUCUUCUGUGGAAAUCAGAUGCAUUUUGUCCGCAGUGAUGAGUUGCGGGAGGCCUGGAGGAUCUUCACCCCCCUCCUCCAUCAAAUAGAGGGAGAAAAGACACACCCCAUCCCCUACAUAUAUGGAAGUCGUGGUCCAAACGAGGCGGAUGAUCUCGUGAAGAGGGUGGGAUUCCGCUAUGAGGGAACAUACAAGUGGGUGCAGCCCCACAUAGCAUGAUGCCAUCUAUCACACACAUGCACACACACUCACGUUCUCAUGAACACACGCACACACACACACACACACACACACACACACACACACACACACACACAGCAUUGUUGCUAUACCAUUGUUUGAUUUUGUCUGCAUGUAAAAAAAAACCCCACUGCUUUUCAUCCCUAAUCAUACAAGAAUAAAUGUGAAAAUAAAAAUAACUGUAGUAGACUGAUUUGAGUGCAUUUGAAAUUUCUAAAUAAAUCAUCUUUUCACCUUU